AUGGUCAGAUAUAAAUGUCAAAUUUGCAAGAGAUAUUUUUCAACUCCCAGCAGUUUGAGACAGCACGCUAAUGCCAAACACCAUGAAAGAACAACAACUUCUCGACCAAGUGAACCAAAUGUGUAUAAGAGGUUAGAUGAUGCUUUAGAUGCUAUUGAAGGAAAAAAUCUACCAGAACACGUAGCAAAGUGGCCAAACGAUGCAUACAGAGAUUUCAUGAGAUUAAUUGUAGAGGGUAAUAUAUCUAACAAAAUUGGAGAUCAAAUAAUUAAAUUCUUUAAUAAAUAUAGCAAUCUGGAAGAAUCUUCAUUACCGAAAUCAACCAAAAAUGGCAAAGACCAUCUCAAUCAAAUAACUUCACCUUCAUUAGACUUCAAAGAAAAAGUUGUUUCAACCUACAGUGGUAUUGACAUUACACUCUACUAUCGUCCCAUAUUUUGCGCUAUUCAAGCUCUUCUGCAACUACCAGAAGUAGCUAAUAAUUUUGUCUAUAAGGAAAUUCUAAAAAAAAAAAGGGAUGAUGGAAGCGAAACAAGAGUGUUUGGCCAUCCAGUAUUUUUAACGCUUGAAAAUGUUCCAAAUUGGGUUCAAAACCUACCAGAAUUUAAAAUACUUUUAGGUUUUUUGCCUAAAGUUCAAGAUUCAGGCAUUAAAACUACCGAAGUCUUUCGAAGUUUGCAGCGUGAAAUAUUUCACAAAUGCUUUAAUAUUAUGCUUUGGCCUUUACUGGAGAAACCUGAUACAUUAUGUUUUGGGAUUAAUGGACAAGCGAAAACAUUUGCUGCACGAAUUUCUUUUUUUCUCGCAAAUAUGCUCGAAGCAGAUGAUGUGACCGCUACAUAUAAAGGAGCGCGAUGUAAAAUGCCAUGCCAUACUUGUAUGGUUCUGCAAAAUAACUUAAACGAUAUAAAACUUACACGAGAAGAUAUACUUUUCAGAACUCAUGAAAAUAUGAAGGAAAUGGUUAGCGCUGGACAAGGAAAGGAGUAUUCUGUACAUUAUGUCAAAAAUGCCUUCUGGGAAUUUCCAAAUCUGAAUAUAUACGAAGCGUGCGUUCCCGACCGUAUGCAUCAUAUCGACCUUGGACUUUUUAAAUAUCAACUUGAGUUUACGCAGGAAAUCUUAAAAAAGGUCGGAGGGUUGGAAUUACAGAAGAUUUUCGACGAACGUCUUUGA
Molecule: messenger RNA, 1176 nt
Organism: Rhizophagus irregularis DAOM 181602=DAOM 197198
Lineage: Eukaryota; Fungi; Glomeromycota; Glomeromycetes; Glomerales; Glomeraceae
Source: RefSeq, a predicted model, not a curated record